GACUCGAAGGUAAUACACGAAUACAAAGAAAAUCAGCUGGAGGUCGUACACGUAUUUGACUCUCGUCGUAACCAAAAUAAAUAUGGCUGCCUAGAGAGCUAGAAAUAAAUAACAUUGUUUCCACGUGGGUUUUAUAAUCUAGAAUUAUUAUUAUAAAUCAUUAUUUAUUAUUACUAAUAAUUUAUUGUUCUACAUAACCUAGAAUAAAUAACGAUGGCAGGAGAAAUAAUAAAUAAGGAUUCUAAACAGCUGGAAAAUUUUUUAAUGGAGAUGAAUAAAAAUGUAGCAAACGUAAAUAUAUUGGUCGAAAGCUUAUCGACCCGUACAGAUAAUGGUGAAUUGUCUACAAAUAAGGGCUUAAGUUUUUUAGAGAUGAAGUAUCACAUGUUGCUGUCUUACCUCAUAAAUUUAACUUAUGUUAUGUUGAAAAAAUGUUCUGGGGAAAAAAUUGAAGGAGACUCAUCUAUUGAAAGAUUAGUUGAGAUUAGAACAGUUCUUGAAAAAAUUAAACCUAUUGAAUAUAAACUUAAAUAUCAAAUAGAAAAACUAGUUAGGAGUGCAGUAACUGGUGUUGGAACUGAUAAUGCAGACCCAAUAAAGUUUAAAGCCAAUCCAGAUGCUUUGGAAGCUGAUUCUCAGGACUCUGUGGAAGAAGGUUCUGAUGAUGAAGGACAGGAUGGUGAUGAUAAUACCAAACAGAAAAAAGGAAUUUAUGUUCCUCCAAAACUAACUGCUGUGCAUUAUGAUGGAGAUGAAACAGCAAAUGAAAAAAUACGUAAAGCAGAAGAAAGAUCCCGAAAACGAGCAAUUUCUGGAGCAAUUCUACGAGAAUUGAAAGAAGAAUAUCUCGAUACUCCAGCAGAAGAUAGUAUUGGCAGAGAGAGGAGAGUCAAUUUGGAUCCCACAAUCAAGAGGAAAAUUGAAUAUGAAGAAAAUUACAUGACAAGAUUACCUGUCACUAAACAAGAAAAACAUAGGAAUCGACGAAUGACUACUUUGAAUACUCUUGGUGAUGAAAUAACAAAUUUCACGAGACCCAACAUCAGUAAAAAACGAUCGUUGAAGGGUAAAAAUAAAAAGAAACCCACAAAAAAAAGGAGACCUCAUAAAACGGGACACAUUUCCUUCGGUUGUCAAUGAAUCUACUUUUGUAAUUGAAGUGGUUGUGUCCUUUUACUUCCUAAUUCCCACUCUUCAAAUUUUUCCUCUACUCUUUUAAUUUUUUUGUUGUACCUCUCAACCACUUGAAAGAAAUUUAAACAGUCUUGUUU
Molecule: messenger RNA, 1271 nt
Organism: Chelonus insularis
Lineage: Eukaryota; Metazoa; Arthropoda; Insecta; Hymenoptera; Braconidae
Product: neuroguidin
Exons: 4
Coding region: 214-1140 (308 amino acids)
Biological process (GO): maturation of SSU-rRNA from tricistronic rRNA transcript (SSU-rRNA, 5.8S rRNA, LSU-rRNA)
Cellular component (GO): nucleolus; small-subunit processome
Source: RefSeq, a predicted model, not a curated record